AUGAAAUUAUAAACAUCACAUCACUAUUAAAAAGUUAAUUAUUUAAUUCCAUAUUUCUAAUCAAGGCAAUUAUAGGUGUAAAAGCUUUGAUCAUGUUUAAUUAUUGGCAUUUUGUACAUUCGGAUAAUUAAAACCGAAUAUUCCUCCAUUUUUUUCCUGGGUUUCCUUUAUUGUGUCUACUUUUUCUUUAUUGCAUUGUGGGUAUGUCAAAUUUUCAAUGUUAAUCUUUGAUAUUUGAAUUUUUGAAUUGUUUGGAGAGUAAUCUGAAUUGGGUUUUUGAUGAAUUUUUUUGGGUUUCUUUUAAUUGAGCUGAAACUCUGAAAAUGAUGAGAAAUCUGUCAGAAUUUCAUUGAUUGUUUUGAUUUGUCCGAAAGAUGGUUUGAAUAGGGUAUUUUGAUUUUGUUGAGCUGAAAUUUUCCUUUAAAUAGAAAAAUCACAAGUAUUUUGUUACUGGGAGAAGUUGGUGAUUGUUUGGUUCGUUGAAAUUUAGUUGGGUUUCUAAUUUUAGUUUGAAUUUGGGGUAGUUGUAUACCUAUUUCAGAUUUAUAUGAUCGUCAUUUGGUUGUCUACAUUACGAGUGAUUGUAAUCGAGGUGGGGCGGAAUUUGAAUUUCAUUUGUGAAAAUGUUUGCUGUGGGGAGAUUAGGAAGUUACAUUAGCCGAGGUGUAUGCACCGUCUCUGGCCCCUUUCAUCCCUUUGGUGGAGCAGUAGAUGUAAUUGUGGUGGAGCAGCAAGAUGGUAGCUUUAAAUCAACCCCGUGGUAUGUUCGAUUUGGGAAGUUUCAAGGUGUUUUGAAAGCAACGGAGAGAGUAGUCAGUAUUAAUGUCAAUGGAGUCGAUGCUGAUUUCCACAUGUAUUUGGAUCAUAAAGGGGAAGCAUUUUUUGUUAAAGAGGUUGAUGGAGCAGAAGCGGAAUCAGAGUCGUAUUAUUCCUCUCCAGAUGAGAAAGAAGUGAACUCUGAUAGUUGGAUAACACAAAAAUCUAUGAGCUGCAACUAUGAUGCUAACCGGACAGAGAUGAUUUCUGAACUUGAAGGAAGUAAUGGAAAGAUUACAGCUCGGACCAAUAGUAGUCGACGGGGAAGGAUUUUUCGCCUUCCUUUUGGUAGACGGUUGAUGAAGGAGAAUGGUUUCCGGGAUGGAAAUUCUAGUGCCGAAGUGGACAGUGUUAGUUCUUUGGAGCGUGCUGAGAUUGCUGCGGACUUAUUGGAAGUACGGUGGACAACUAAUCUUCGUCCUGGCAAAAACCAAACUACCAGUGUUUCUAAUGCAACUAAAAAGCCUUCUUCUGUAUCUUCUGAAGGUAAUGUUACUUCAGGUAUGUCUGACUGCCUACAGCCAACAUCAAGUAUUGAGAAAACUGAUACUCAACUUUCAUGUUUGAUAAACCCUGAAAAUUCUGUGGAGCUUACCAUUGAAGAAUCUUACAUUGCAGCUGAUCUUACUUCUGUAGGAUCAAAUAUAUCUGAUGGAGUUCAUGAUGGCUGUAGUAAAAACAACCAAAUUUCUGUGAGUGAGUUCUCUGAGGUUUCUAAGUCUAGUCCGAAACUUGCACAGACAGUGGCAAGUGAAAUAGUUGAAGGAAAUGUUUCCCCUGAAUGGUCUUUUAAUAACAUAAAUGUCAAGCAGGAAAAUAUUGGCAAAUGCAAUGGAGAUGAGGAUACAUUAUGGAAUGCUUCUACUUCUCAUGUUACAGAUGUGGUUGGUACAUCUCAUCAAUGUAGCAUAGGUGAGGUUCCUUUGGAGUACUCCAGCUCAGGAGACCCUUGUAAAAGUGCAACUGGCUCAAUGAAUGAGCUGAGCUCAGAGGAUCUUUAUGCUGGUACCAGUGGUUUAAACUCGCUUCCUAUAGUUUCAGAGAAGGAAGGUUCUGUUACUAAUGUGACACAAUGUGCUCUUUCUUCAAGUCCUAAAGAUCCUACUCGAGACAGAAUUAAUGAAGUAACACCUUCAGAUGAUAAAGAGGAGCAAUUCCUUUUCAGUGAUCUUGAUGACUGUAAGGUGGAGAAAGUGGAACAUAUUCAGACCUCAUCAUCAGGGAGUUCACUAGAAAGCAGUGAAGGAGGACUGCCAAAAAGAACUUUCACAGAUGAGUCACAUCAUCUGACAUGCAAUCCUGCUCAAGAUAAUCUUCUUAUCAAUGAUGCAAGCCUUAAAAUGAAUUCAAAUAGAAUGUCGUGCCCUAUAAGCAUUUCAAAAGUUCAUGAUGAUGAUGCUGAAGAGAAGGCCUUGGCACCAGCAGCAGAAUCUUUACCUAUUAUGGUGUUUGAUGGUGAUGAUCCAUCACGUGAUGCUCGUCAGACAAUUAGUCGUUCCUUGGAUUCAACUCUUGAAGCUUUUAAGAUGGUCAAUAAUGAUGUUUCAGCUGCUUCAGGCUUGAGUGGAGGUCCGCAGCAAGUAGCACAAUCACGCUUAGAGGAAAUCAAAAACAUUAUUUCUGAUCCUGCAGUAGAGGUAUCCCUCUGCAGACACUUGUUAUUUGAUGGAAUGGGCUACGAAGCUGCUGCUCAAGCAUUCGAUGCUGAAAAAUUGGAUAUUGACAAUUUUCUAUCUCUCGGUCUUGAUAUUUUGAAAAACGAUAAGCUUGUUGUCAGAAUUGGUGGUCUUUAUUUUCCAUGGGAUGCAGCUUUGCCUAUUGCUUCAGCAAUAGGUUCACAGGAAAAGGUACCAAUGCUGGAACCGAAAGGCAUGAUAGCUGUUGGUCAAGUUGAAAAUCAAAGCUCUGAAGGAGUCACACAGAAGUCUAUAAAUUCCGGAAAUGGCUCUUGGAGAUUAUGGCCAUUCUCAUUCAAGAAAUCAAAUAGCAUGCAAAACAGAAAUUCUAGCUUUGAAACUCCUGCCGAGGACCUCAAAGAUAUUGCUGGAAAUUCAGAUGCAGUUGUUCCCAGAGCAAUGAAAAAGAAGAUACGGGCAAAGUUUCCCACUUCUGAACAGCUUGCAUCCCUAAAUCUAAAGGAAGGGAAGAAUGUUGUGACUUUCACAUUCUCAACAGCAAUGCUUGGAGAGCAGAAGGUCGAGGCAAGAAUAUUUUUGUGGAAAUGGAAUGCACGGAUUGUGGUCUCAGAUGUUGAUGGGACUAUUACUAAAUCAGAUGUUCUUGGGCAGUUCAUGCCAAUGAUGGGAAUAGAUUGGUCUCAGACUGGUGUCACACAUCUUUUCUCUGCUAUUAAGGAAAAUGGUUAUCAACUUCUUUUCCUUAGUGCUCGCUCCAUUUCACAAGCCUAUCACACUCGGCAGUUCUUAUUCAACCUUAAACAGGAUGGGAAAGCACUACCAGAGGGUCCUGUCUUAAUAUCUCCAGAUGGACUUUUUCCUUCUUUGUAUCGAGAAGUGAUUAGAAGAGCUCCUCAUGAAUUCAAGAUAGCAUGCUUGGAGGAUGUUAAGGUGCUGUUUCCAUUAGAUCACAAUCCAUUCUACGCCGGGUUUGGAAAUAGAGACACUGAUGAGUUAAGCUAUCUUAGAGUUGGAAUGCCUAGAGGGAAGAUCUUUACCAUUAAUCCCAAGGGUCAGGUUGUUGUGAACCGUCGAGUGGACUCAAAAUCAUAUACUUCCCUCCAUGUUCUUGUACAUGACAUGUUUCCUCCAACAACUUUUCAUGAACAGGAGGAUUACAACUCGUGGAACUUCUGGAAACUACCACCUCGAGAUGCCAUUUGAAAGAUCUGCAUACUAUGAAUUGACAGUUAGUCUGGCUAUAAAUUAGGAAGGAAUAAACGUGCAUGUUACUCCAACAGUUUCUGCAGGUUCUGAAACGACAACUUUGGAUCUUCUGCAUUUUUAUCCACGCAGGAGUUGGCUCGUGCACUUUCAGUUAAUUUUGUACGAGAGGAGAACUGCCAAAGAAUGUGUAUAAUAGUUUUUUCUUCUCUUGUUUGGUCAAUGUCUUAGUUUUGACUGUUGUACAGAAUUUAGAGUUAUCACAAAUCGUUACUGGAUGAAGAAGCAAUCAAUCGAGUCUACGACUUCUUUUGUUGCUGUCAUCAUUUAUAUGUUACGCAAGCAACAAACACGAUAGGUAGCAUACUGACAUAUAUAUAUAGGAUUAUAGGGAAACACGGUUUUGAACUGAAGGGGAAAGAAAGUGAUGUAAAUUUGUAUGGAUGUAUGAGCUUCUAAAACUAGUUAUAUGAGAAUCUUUGUUCUUACAAGUUA
Messenger RNA from Chenopodium quinoa (quinoa), 4151 nucleotides. Its product is annotated as phosphatidate phosphatase PAH2-like. The coding region runs from base 624 to 3656 and encodes 1010 amino acids. The record is from RefSeq and is a predicted model, not a curated record. The transcript has 11 exons. Gene Ontology annotation, molecular function: phosphatidate phosphatase activity. NCBI's taxonomy places the organism in Eukaryota, Viridiplantae, Streptophyta, Magnoliopsida, Caryophyllales, Amaranthaceae.